Messenger RNA from Vollenhovia emeryi, 657 nucleotides. RefSeq lists its product as uncharacterized. Bases 261 to 557 code for a protein of 98 amino acids. The record is from RefSeq and is a predicted model, not a curated record. NCBI's taxonomy places the organism in Eukaryota, Metazoa, Arthropoda, Insecta, Hymenoptera, Formicidae. The transcript is spliced from 2 exons.
UUAUUUACUUUUCAGGAUAAAGCUAGAGCUAAGCAAAAAAAUAGCCAGGUGGCAACAACCCGUAUCAUUUCAGUUCCACAUCCAAGCCUCUUGCAGUUCAUACCUGUAAGGAAAUCUUAACCAGAUUGAAAUAACAUAUAAAAUAUGUUUAUCUCUGAAUAUCUUCUGUUUUCUUCUUAUAGGCAAAUGAAGAUGUAAAUAGUAAAACAUCUGAAAGAGGUUCUCUACAAAAGCAACCAUUUCUGUUGUGCUGCACAAAUAUGGACCAAAGAAAAGGCCCAUUCUUUGUCCAAGUAGAAACUCAUUUGUUUCCUGUGGGGAACGACCCUCUACGUGCUUUUGAUAGACUCUUUAAAUUGCACUACAUGUUUGACGUAAAAUAUGCAGCUCCUCUUCUGAACUUCUAUAAUUUUUUUGAAUCCAUUGUUUACAAUGGACUCAAUACCCCUAAGAGUUGCUGCGACAGCUUAAAUUCUAUUUUAAGUGCAAUAGAAAUUCAGCCAGAAUCAGCAGAGACUACGUUUGAUUUUGAUUCAGAAUUGGAAUUUAUGGAGUAGAAGAGUUUAUAUCAGUAUUUAUAUCAGUAUCAGUAAUAAAUCAGUAUUUGUCACAAUAAAGUUUUUAUUUUUAUACUAAAGCUGAAUUUGCAAAUAAAAA